AUGGGAGAUGAUGUCAAGACAUCGGAAUAUGCUCUUGUUUGCAACUUGAAAGCAGAGGGAAAUCUAUCCCGGAACAUAUGCAACAUUGACUGCAAGUCAACCAGUACCAAGGAAGAAAGGCAGUCCAACCCUGAGCAGAAAUCCAUCUCCAGGUCUCCCGCAGGGCUUUGUAACCAUCCUGAGGAGGACGAUUUGGUUGAUCCCGCAGAAGUUGCGAGUGCAAGUGCUUCUUCUCGGAGUCCCCGAUCGGAGAACCAGAAACCAAAAAAGAGGCGUUCUUCUUCGGCCGAGGGCAAGAAUAAGAAAGUGAGGAAAGCCGCACCCGAGCCAGCCGCAACCACUGUUGUCCUAGUUGCUAUUCCGGGUACUAUGAGGCCGAGUACUAGGCUUCUUCCGCCUUCUGUUAGUGAGCAACCAACAAAUAACACUGCCUCUACCGCAGCUGCUUCUCAACCCAAAACACCAUCAGCUUCAUCUCUUUCCAGGCUGGUCGUACCUUCAUCACCAUCAACUGCUACAUCAUCCCCACCAGCCGCAGAAGCCUGA
Molecule: messenger RNA, 546 nt
Organism: Nicotiana attenuata
Lineage: Eukaryota; Viridiplantae; Streptophyta; Magnoliopsida; Solanales; Solanaceae
Product: putative protein TPRXL
Exons: 5
Coding region: 1-546 (181 amino acids)
Source: RefSeq, a predicted model, not a curated record